Messenger RNA from Callorhinchus milii (elephant shark), 3032 nucleotides. RefSeq names its product cadherin 2, type 1, N-cadherin (neuronal). The transcript has 16 exons. Gene Ontology annotation, molecular function: cadherin binding; calcium ion binding. Gene Ontology annotation, biological process: adherens junction organization; cell-cell junction assembly; regulation of synaptic transmission, glutamatergic. Gene Ontology annotation, cellular component: presynaptic active zone membrane; cytoplasm; intercalated disc. The coding region runs from base 63 to 2816 and encodes 917 amino acids. The record is from RefSeq and is a predicted model, not a curated record. NCBI's taxonomy places the organism in Eukaryota, Metazoa, Chordata, Chondrichthyes, Chimaeriformes, Callorhinchidae.
ACACUCACUCACUCACUCACUCACUCACAGCCCUCAGUCCCCGGUAUCCGCACUCCGCGCUGAUGGUGGACUCGGGAGGAGCGGCGCUGAUGUUGUUGGUCCUCACCCUCGGGCUGCUCCCUCAGGUGCCAGUAAAGGCAACUGGACAUGCCACGUGCAAGACUGGAUUUUCGGAAGACAUUUACGAUGCAGUUGUUUCAAGGAGCAUUCAUGAAGGGCAGCCUCUUUUAAAUGUGGGAUUUAACGACUGCUCCGGAGGUGCGACCGUACAGUAUGAAACGAACGACCCGAAUAUCGGGGUACACCCUGACGGCUCGGUAUAUGCGGCGCAAAGCGUCCACGUGUCGGGGAAGCAGGCGAAGUUUGUGAUCACCGCACGACGACCACAGACUCGGGAACAAUGGCAAGCUGCCGUGAAGCUAACUGUGAGGCAGGAGCGAGACGCCCAGCAUCCUGUUCAGAAGAGCUGGAAGAGUAGCGAUGGUGGUGGAGCUUUGUUUCAGCAAGUGCCCGACAUUGUGUUUCCAAUGGCCCCGCCUGAGUCGCAGAAUCAGCUCAAGAGGCAGAAGAGAGACUGGGUCAUCCCUCCAAUUAACGUGCCCGAAAAUUUCAGAGGUCCCUUCCCGCAGGAGUUAGUCAGGAUCCGAUCAGAUCGCGAUAAAAACCGCUCGUUACGCUACAGUGUUACUGGACCAGGAGCCGACCAGCCACCAACUGGGAUUUUUAACAUCAGUCCCGUCUCCGGCCAGCUGGCCGUCCUUAAACCUUUGGAUCGGGAAGAAAUUGCUUCUUAUCAUCUGAGGGCCCAUGCUGUGGACCUGAAUGGAAAUCAAGUGGAGAAUCCCAUCGACAUCGUCAUAAACGUCAUCGAUAUGAAUGAUAACCGGCCUGAGUUUUUGCAUCCAAUUUGGAAUGGGUCUGUUCCUGAAGGGUCGAAGCCAGGAACCUAUGUCAUGACUGUAACUUCUGUUGACGCUGAUGAUCCUCAUUCGUCCAACGGCAUAUUGCGAUACAAGAUCCUCUCCCAGACACCAAGCAGCCCGUCCUCAAACAUGUUCACCAUCAAUAAUGAGACCGGAGCUAUCGUCACAGUGGCAGCCGGGCUAGACAGAGAGAAAGUUCCACGGUACACUUUAAUAAUACAAGCUACCGACAUGGAGGGAAGCCCAACAUACGGCUUGUCUAACACUGCGACUGCUGUCAUUACGGUAAUAGAUGUCAACGACAACCCACCAGAGUUUACCUCUGUAACAUUCUAUGGAGAAGUCCCAGAAAAUAGGAUCAAUAUUGUUCUGGCAAACCUGACAGUGACUGAUAAGGAUCAUCCCCACAGUCGAGCUUGGAAUGCGGUCUAUAAAAUUACUGGUGGGGAUCCUACUGGUCGUUUUGGCGUGCCCACUGAUCCCGUUAGCAAUGAUGGUCUGGUGACGGUUGUCAAGCCUAUUGAUUAUGAAAUGAACAGGGCCUUUGUGCUGACGGUGAUUGCAGAAAACCAGGUUCCUCUGACGACGGGUAUUCAGCUUCCUCCUCAGUCAACAGCCACAGUCUCCAUCACGGUCAUUGAUGUGAAUGAGAGCCCGUAUUUUAUACCAAACCCUAAACUCAUCAGACAGGAAGAGGGGCUUCCCGCAGACAAACAGUUAACAGUGUUCACGGCUCAGGAUCCGGAUCGUUACAUGCACCAGACUCUAAGGUAUUCGAAACUCUCAGAUCCUGCAAACUGGCUCAGUAUCGAUUCAAUCCAUGGCCACAUCACCACGAUCGCCACCCUGGACCGCGAGUCUCCCUAUGUUAAUAAUAACAUGUACAAUGCCACUUUCCUGGCAUCAGACAAUGGUAUCCCUCCUGCAAGUGGAACAGGCACACUGCAGAUCUACCUGCUGGACAUCAAUGACAAUGCCCCAGUGGUAUCCCCUCAAGAGGCUUCGAUCUGUGAGAGGCCAUAUCCUAGUGUCAUCAACAUCACGGCUGUAGAUGAAGACAUUGAUCCAAAUGCUGGGCCCUUCGCCUUUGAGUUACCCAACAGACCAGUACACGUGAAGAAGAACUGGACCAUAACUCGCCUGAGCGGAGAUUAUGCACAGCUGAACCUCAAAAUCGGGAUUGACAACGGUAUCUAUGAGAUUCCUAUAAUAAUCACCGACUCUGGAAAUCCUCCCAUGUCAAACACCUCUGUUCUUCUGGUGAAGGUUUGUCCUUGUGAUGAAAAUGGGGACUGCACUUCCAUUGAAGCUAUAGUUGCUGCUGGAUUAGGAACAGGAGCCAUUAUUGCCAUCCUCCUCUGCUUCAUCAUCUUACUAAUCCUGGUUUUGCUCUUUGUUAUCUGGAUGAAGCGACGAGACAAAGAACGACAAGCGAAGCAGCUGUUGAUCGAUCCCGAGGAUGACGUGAGGGAUAACAUACUGAAGUACGAUGAGGAAGGAGGCGGAGAAGAGGAUCAGGACUAUGACCUGAGCCAGCUCCAGCAGCCAGAUGCCAUGGAACCCGAUGCUAUAAAACCCAUCGGAAUCAGACGUGUUGACGAACGGCCAAUCCACGCUGAGCCUCAGUAUCCUGUCCGAUCUGCUGCUCCUCACCCCGGCGACAUCGGGGACUUCAUUAAUGAGGGACUCAAGGCAGCAGACAACGACCCCACAGCACCUCCUUACGAUUCGCUUCUGGUCUUCGAUUACGAGGGCAGUGGGUCCACAGCGGGUUCGUUGAGCUCCCUCAACUCCUCCAGCUCCGGUGGCGACCAGGACUAUGACUAUCUGAACGACUGGGGGCCACGAUUCAAGAAGCUAGCGGACAUGUACGGAGGGGGCAGCGACUGUUAAGACAUCGGACGGAACAACUCGAGUGGAAUCGUUGCAGACAAAGAUAUAACUUCCUAUAAACCGAUAUUCCCAGCAGCAGCGAAAAAAAAAAGCUAGGCUUUUACUUUGUAGUCAACUGGCACAAACGCUUUUGGAAGCUUCGGUCAUAGGCUGCAAACUGUUUUUGGCUCGGUGGGAUUAUCGGUACACACUGACACUGUUUUAGAAAAUUGGUUU